GUUCAGCAGUGCAAUGGGGCAGACUGCUUUAGUAAAACCACACUUAUUUUAUUACCAGCUUUCCAGUUAACCAUAUUAUUUUACUGUGAAAUAAUUUAGUUUGGACUUGCUUUAAUUUGGAUUUAUUACAAGAAUGAAAGCAAAUAUUUCAUGAGCCUAAUUUUUCGAAAAUGGCAGCCCCCAAGGAAGAUUACGAUGUUUGUUUAGACAAGUACACCUACAUUUUCAAUCCCAGUUUACUACAAGGUAAAGUGGCAUUUAUAACUGGUGGUGGAUCUGGAAUAUGUUUUACUGUUGCUGAAAUUUUAAUGAGACAUAAAUGUGACACUGUUAUAUUGAGCAGGAAAUUAGAAAGAGUCCAGAAGUCGUCCAAGAAGCUUGAGGAAGCUACGGGUCAAAGAUGUCUUGCAAUUCAACUGGAUGUUAGAAAGCCACAAGAUGUGCUUGCAGCUGUCGACAAAGCUCUCAGUUACUAUGGAAGAAUUGACAUCGUUGUAAAUGGUGCUGCUGGGAAUUUCCUUUGUCCUGUGGAGAGCAUGUCCUUUAAUGCGUUCAAAACUGUCAUAGAGAUUGACACAAUUGGAACCUUUAAUGUCAGUAAGGCAGUUUAUGACAAGUACUUGAAGGACCAUGGUGGUGUAAUUAUCAACAUCUCUGCGACUUUGGCGUAUAAAGGUCAAAUGUUACAAGCACAUGCUGGUCCAGCUAAAGCAGCAAUUGGUAAGAGUUUUUCACCACAAAUAAUAUUAUUACUCCCAAUGAUGAUGUAGCAGCAUGCUACAUAA
Anneissia japonica is the source of this 785-nucleotide messenger RNA. RefSeq names its product peroxisomal 2,4-dienoyl-CoA reductase-like. The coding region runs from base 171 to 770 and encodes 199 amino acids. NCBI's taxonomy places the organism in Eukaryota, Metazoa, Echinodermata, Crinoidea, Comatulida, Comatulidae. Gene Ontology annotation, biological process: fatty acid catabolic process. The transcript is spliced from 8 exons. Gene Ontology annotation, molecular function: 2,4-dienoyl-CoA reductase (NADPH) activity. The record is from RefSeq and is a predicted model, not a curated record.